Molecule: messenger RNA, 2301 nt
Organism: Ectocarpus siliculosus
Lineage: Eukaryota; Phaeophyceae; Ectocarpales; Ectocarpaceae
Source: the annotation of a GenBank genome assembly
AUGAAUCAAGUGAUUGCUCCCGCAACGGCGACAACCUAUGAGAUUUCCCCAGGCGAUGACUACGAGGAAACUUGCCUCAAGAUGGUUCAGCCCGGAGACACCUGUUACUUCCUUUCCGGCGACCACAAGUUUGACGGCAUGACCCAAGUGCACGGGACGGAGAAAAACCGCAUCACCCUCACCGGAGAUUCGGACGCGUGCCUCAAGGGCUCCAACACCCAGGACCGCUUGUUUCAGAUCGCCCACGACUACUACACGGUCAAGGACAUCUGCUUCGACGGCUACCACGAAGACGACGACGAGUACGUGUCGAGCGCGAUCUACAUCCUGGGGGCAGACAAGGCCAGGAAAAAGGACAGCAACGGAGAGAAGGCUUCCGUCACCGGGACUCAGCUGUUCGACCUGGAGAUCAAGAACUUCGACGAAGAGUGCAUUCACUUCCGGUACUUCGUGACCCAGACCGAGGUUAGCGGAUGCACCGUCCAGCACUGCGGCAAGCAUUCGUUUGAGGAAGGAGGAGGGGGGAAGGUGGGCGAAGGUAUCUACAUCGGCACUGCUCUGGACCAGGUCGACGACAACAAGACCCCAGAGCCCAAGCUCAGGACCGUUUCGGCCGACAACAUCGACGCAGACGUGACGAAGCACAACUGGAUCCACCACAACACCUUCCGCACGUACGGCAACGAGUGCGUCGACAUCAAGGAGGGGAGCAGGGAGAACCUCGUCGAGUACAACAUCUGUGAGCAACAGCAUGACGCCAACUCGGGGUGUUUCGGCUCCCGUGGCUCGGCGAACACCUUCCGCUGGAACAAGAUCAGCCACUGCGUGGGGGCCGGCUUCCGGUUCGGCGGUGACGCGGAUUACGGGGUGGACAACAACGCGUACGGCAACGAGAUUAACGACGCGGCGUACGGGGCCUACAACGUCAUGGCGUACCCCCAGGGACAGAUCUGCAAGAACAAGCACAGCGACAUCGAUUAUGCAUUCGUGGGCGACUACAAAAAAAACUUCGACUCCGAAGCGGCGAUUGCCGACUGCCCCGACGGCAGCACGCCCGGUGACAUCGAAAACUUCUCCUCCAGCGAGCUCCCGGAUGACUGGGACGACCAGGUUGUCGGCGCCACCACCACCUCCUCCUCUUCGGGAGCCGGCGACGACGGUGGAGAUGACGGAGAUGACGGAGAUGAUGACGAUGACGACGAGGCUGACGAUGACGACGACGACGCAAAAACGGUAAGAGGUUUCGCGGACGACACAGAGGUCGGGAUCCUCUGCGCCGGCGUGAACUGCCUGCCCGGCGUGCGCGCGGCCACCGCCGAGGAGGAGAAGAUCUUCGAGAUCGGCACCAACUCCAUGGCCGGCACGUCCGGCGAGGGAGAGUGCGGGGUGGUGGCGUCCAUCGGGAAGGUGAAGGUCGAGCACGUGGACAACAUCGACCCCUCGACGAGCCCGAGCAACCUCUUCGACGGGGAUAUCGACACGUACUUCUCCAUCAACCGCGAGAGCACGAGCAUGAUCAUGGAGCUCGAGGUGGAGCAGGAGGUCGACGGCAUCUCCAUCUCCUUCUUCAUGAAGGACCCCUCCGAGGACCGGGUCCAGACCUUCAGCGUCUCCGUGCGCGCCGCCGACGACACCGAGUACACGACCGUCAUCUCCGACAGGACGUCGUCCGGCGAGAAGGACGUCCACCAGCACUUCACGUUCACUGGCACGACUACCAAGUACAUCAAGCUCACGACCAACGGCAACACGUUCAACAAUUGGUCUGCCUUCAACGAGUUCGAGGUCUGCGGGGAGGAAGUGGAGUCCAACGCCCUGUUUUCGGGAAUUAGAGCGGCCAAGAAGAAGCUCGCGCAGCUCGAGGGCGACUCGGUGUGCGUCGAGCCCGUGAAGCUGGCCGUGCAGAACGCCCACGUCACCGACAGCAGCGAUUCCAACAACGUCAGGUCGAUCUUCGACCUCAACUUCCACACCUGGUGGGCGUCCGCAAACACCCAGAACGAGAACCCCAUGGAAAACGCUAAGAUCAGGCUGCACUUCCAGGGGGACCAGAACGUGUCGUACGUCAAGAUUGCCUUCUUUGAUGGGCACCUGGCCAGCUACCACAUGGACUUGUACAAGAGGGCCGCGGCAAAUAAGGAGUGGACAAGCGUUCUGACGGGGCAGGUGGUCGAAGCUGUGUCCACGUUCCAGACUUUCACCAUCGAGGAGACGGGUGUCAACGUUUUGUACAUCGUUGGCCUGGGGAACGACGUCGGGAACAAGUUCAAGGUUUCCGAGGUCGAGGUUUACGGUUGCUAG